AUGUCGACCCCUACUUUCAAGCUCGUCCUCGUCGGUGACGGUGGUACCGGCAAGACCACCUUCGUCAAGCGCCACUUGACUGGUGAGUUCGAGAAGAAGUACAUGGCCACCCUCGGUGUCGAGGUCCACCCUCUCGGCUUCAGCACCAACUUCGGCCAGAUCCAGUUCGAUGUCUGGGAUACCGCCGGCCAGGAGAAGUUCGGUGGUCUCCGUGACGGUUACUACAUCAACGGCCAGUGCGGUAUCAUCAUGUUCGAUGUUACUUCCCGCAUUACCUACAAGAACGUUCCCAACUGGCACCGUGAUCUCACCCGUGUCUGCGAGAACAUCCCUAUCGUCCUCUGCGGUAACAAGGUCGACGUGAAGGAGCGCAAGGUCAAGGCCAAGACCAUCACCUUCCACCGCAAGAAGAACCUCCAGUACUACGAUAUCUCCGCCAAGUCCAACUACAACUUCGAGAAGCCCUUCCUCUGGCUCGCUCGCAAGCUCGUCGGCAACAACGCUCUCGAGUUCGUUGCUGCUCCCGCCCUUGCUCCCCCCACCGCCGUUGUCGAUGAGGAGCUUAUGCAGAAGUACGCCGCCGAGAUGAACGAGGCCGCCCAGAUGCCUCUCCCCAACGAGGAGGACGAUGAUGAUCUCUAA
Messenger RNA from Sordaria macrospora k-hell, 642 nucleotides. RefSeq lists its product as uncharacterized. The record is from RefSeq and is a predicted model, not a curated record. Gene Ontology annotation, biological process: ribosomal subunit export from nucleus; protein import into nucleus. Gene Ontology annotation, cellular component: nucleus; cytoplasm. Gene Ontology annotation, molecular function: GTP binding; GTPase activity. Lineage: Eukaryota; Fungi; Ascomycota; Sordariomycetes; Sordariales; Sordariaceae.